Hippocampus zosterae (dwarf seahorse) is the source of this 2817-nucleotide messenger RNA. RefSeq names its product chromosome 3 C12orf4 homolog (gene ferry3). Gene Ontology annotation, cellular component: cytoplasm. NCBI's taxonomy places the organism in Eukaryota, Metazoa, Chordata, Actinopteri, Syngnathiformes, Syngnathidae. The transcript has 14 exons. Gene Ontology annotation, biological process: regulation of mast cell degranulation. Bases 106 to 2310 code for a protein of 734 amino acids. The record is from RefSeq and is a predicted model, not a curated record.
ACACAAGCUUCACUAAAUGACGAAAGUGCGUUUCCUGCCAGACGCUCGUCUCGAAGCUGUCAGCUGACUGUCUCACCAGGAAGCAAAAUUUACACGGUUGAGACCAUGAAGAAAAUCAAGGGCAAAGCAAGUAGUACGACUGAGAAGGAGUUUGUGUUUGAAUUUAAGGCAGGGAAACACAACUGCGUUCUCAAGGUACCUUUGCUGUUUCCUAUUCAGGAGAACAUCAGCGACCUUCAUGGACGUCUGAUGCUGCUCCAUAAAAUACCAUGCUAUGUAGAAAAAGAGCUGAAAGUGUCACUGUCCGACUUCAUUGAGAAAGAGACCAUUUUGGAAUACGACAGAGAGGCAGAACUGGCCCUGCAAAGACUCGCAAUGGGACAUGUUGAUGUGAAUCAGCUCGCCAACGCGUGGACCAGUGCCUAUGUAGAGACCACGUUAGAGCAUGCUCGACCCGAGGAGCCCAGCUGGGAUGAGGACUUUGCGGAUGUUUACCACGAGUUGAUCCAUUCGCCUGCCUCGGAUACGCUUCUCAACCUGGAGCACAAUUACUUUGUCCGUAUCUCCGAGCUUAUCAGUGAGAGAGAUAUGGAGCUCAAGAAGAUACAAGAGAGACAAGCUGCAGAAAUGGAUAAAGUGAUGCAUGAGUUGGGGAAUACGCUAAGUGACCAUGAUGUGAAUGCAGUAGCGUCCCAACACUUUGAUGCACAGCAGGUCCUGGAGAACAAGUGGGUCACUGAACUGGAGCAAGUGACAUGUAUUCAAAAGCAAGAAUAUCAAGACUGGGUCAUUAAACUACACCAGGACCUGCAGAAAUCCAACAACAGCAGCCAAAUUAAUGAGGAAAUUAAGGUACAGUCUAGCCAGCUGUCAGAAUCUUCAGAUUCUGGAGACCAGAUGUUUGAGGAGCAGCCUCAAAUGGAAGAAAGCUUCACUAUUCAUCUAGGAGCACAACUGAAGACGAUGCAUAACCUGCGACUGGUUCGGGCAGAUGUGUUGGACUUUUGUAAGCACCGACGUCAUGGCAGCAGCGGAGCAAAGCUGCGACGCCUCCAAACGGCACUUUCGCUCUAUUCGUCUUCACUCUGUGGUCUGGUACUGUUGGUCGACAACAGGGUCAACUCCUACAGUGGCAUCAAGAGAGAUUUUGCAACGGUGGCCAAGGAGUGCACAGAUUUUCACUUUCUCAGCCUGGAGGAACAGCUGAAAGAGGUGCAGCAGGUGGUGCUCUAUGCCAGAACCCAGCGGAGCAGCAAGCAAAAAGAUCAACCCGAGCUCCCCAGGAAUGGAAGUGAUGAUAAAAGUAAAAACGUUGAAAGAAAUCCAUCCAAUAUCUUGCCAGGUGAGUUUUACGUCUCGCGGCACUCCAACCUGUCCGACGUCCAUGUCGUCUUCCACCUGUGUGUGGAUGACAACGUGCGCUCAGGGAACAUCACGGCCAGGGACCCGGCCAUCAUGGGCCUGAGGAACAUUCUGAAGGUCUGCUGCACACAUGACGUAACCACCAUCACCGUCCCGCUACUGCUGGUGCAUGACAUGUCGGAGGAAAUGACCAUUCCAUGGUGUUUGAAGAGAGCAGAGCUGGUCUUCAAGUGUGUAAAAGGUACAGUUCUUAAAAAUCUGAUUACAUCUGCAACAUCAACAGAGAUGAGUCAUUACAUGUUUCAUGAUGGAGAUGGCCUCAUGGGAUGGAGGCGUAUCGCGCACGGUACAGUUCCUGGUGCCAAGGAGUAUUUCAGAGGAAAUGUUCUUCCAGUUAAGCAGCAUGCUGCCUCAGAUCUUCCGUGUCUCCUCCACUUUAACGCUCACGUCAAAGCCCUAAUGGGAACAGAUGCACGACACCCUCAAGGUGCAGCACCAGGGAUCAACUGCUUAGCCUUUUUGAAGUUUCUGUUUAUUUUUUUUUUCAUUCUUAAAUUCUGUUGGGGGGAGGUGUGUGAACUUGAGAAUGCCCUUCUCUCUCCACAUGGCGAUCUUAAAGCGCUUACAGAGAGGCGAGGAUCCUUUAGCAGUUUAUUAAGCCUGUUUAUUUGUAUUCUCUUUAAAGCUGCAUAUCUUAGUGAAAGACGACUGGGUCCCGCAGCUCGCAAAGCAGCUGCUGCAAUUAUCAUUUCAACCCUCCAGGGUGCAGCACUGCUGACAGACUUUUAUGACAUCAGCAACAAACCGGGUGCUCAUGUCAUGUCUUCAGAGCUGCUAUCUGGAGCUUACACAUUUUGUUGGAGCCGCUACAGAAUGCUGCAUCGAAUGACAUGUAAAGUAUUAUUGUUUCACCUUUUGCUGGUAGGCACUGUAAAUAGCAUUGCAUGAGCCAUUAAAAAAAAUCAAAUCAACUCAAACACUGAUAUUUGCUAUGAGUAGGGGAAGGCUUGCUGAAGGCAGCUGUCAUACGUGGAUAUACUUGUAAAUAGGUUAAAACCGCUACCCAAUGAUACUAAACAAACAACUGAUGGUGUCUUGGCAGCUACAAUAUGACUAAAGUGACAAUAAGUUGUCGCCAAUAGAAGAAGAAAGAAUGUACGCCGCCAAAUUGAAGUUUAGUCUUCAGAUGAAGCGACUCAGAGGAAAACAUUUAACCUUCUGCAUCAUCACAUUGUUACUACACAAUUUCUUGUUUUAAUGUUGUUUCAUGAACAGCAGUGACAUUUCUUUUUAAACCUGUUGACACUGUCCAAUACAUUUGCAAGGCUGUCAGGUCUCGUAAGAGCCGACAAUAGUUUUUUUUUUGUUUCAUUGUGCAGCGGUCAACCUCUAUUUUGCACUUAUUUGCCAUUUAAGCGUACUGUACUGGUAAUAAAGGUUUUCUGAUGGCUGUGG